AUGCAGUCAUUCUCAUUAUUACUGCUCGCUUGUCCGACUAUUGUAUUUGGGACGUUUAGUAUUCAACAGAGCUACCAACUUCAACCACCGCCCCCGCCACAACUGCAAACAUCGUUCGCAACGCAGUAUCCUGCUCCUUCUUUGCCUUCUUACGUGCCGCCACCAGCACCGGCGCCUCCAACCUUCAUCUUUCAACAACCGAUGCAACUGGUGUCUCCAUCUUUCGUACCCUCGCAACCGCUGUACAAACCAUCCCAGACAGUGUACAAGCCACCCCAGGCACCGUACAAGCCACCUCAGUCAUUUGUACACCCCUCUCCCAGUCUUUUUGAGAAUCCUCCGAGCUAUUUGCCAUCAGCAAUUUCUCAGCAGCAGUACGCCAAUGCUCCACAAAAUUACCCGCAACCUCUCGAGCCGUACCCUGCGCAACCGACUUAUCAAGCAGCCCAGAUGCCUCCAGCCUAUGUCCAGUCGAGGUGUUGGAGGAGCGUCGAAGGAUUUCCUUGUUGUAGCAAAGAGUUAGAGUCAUUUAUGUUGGAGACGAUGAACGAUGAAAGAAACAUAAUGAAAUGGAAAGGAUGCAAUAUGCAAAUGGCGGUCAAUGAUUUACAGAAAUCUGCACAGUCUCGGUUUAAUAUUUCAUUCGAAGCCGUGGUCGCCCAGUCUCAAAUGGAAAACAAAAGCCGUUUUCGAGAUGAUCUAAUGUGUAAACUACGAACCAGAGAUGGGAAGAUCGCUCUACUCUACGCUACUGCUGAACAGUACUCGCUGGAAGGCGCCGAUUACCACCCACUUUCAAGUGAGGAACUGCAGCAGCUGAACUUGCCUGAGGAUAUGAAUGAAAUCAGAACCACGGAUGACAUCUAA
This is a messenger RNA of Necator americanus (New World hookworm), 867 nucleotides long. RefSeq lists its product as uncharacterized. The coding region runs from base 1 to 867 and encodes 288 amino acids. The record is from RefSeq and is a predicted model, not a curated record. The transcript has 5 exons. Lineage: Eukaryota; Metazoa; Nematoda; Chromadorea; Rhabditida; Ancylostomatidae.